AAAACUUUUGCGCAGUGUAGAAACACUCUUACCGUUUUGCCGAUAUUUUCAUAUCACGGUACUCAUAAUACCGUUGCUAGCCAUAAGUGCCGAUACGAACGCAUUCAGUGUGUGAGUAGCUUAAGGGCUCACAUCUGUUUUGUUAACGUUUCAACCGCACGAAUAGCCACAAAAUCGUCUCAUCCUACACUCAUCUCUACAACCGAUAAGGGUUGCGCGCAAUAAGAACUACAUUUCGGACCAACAAUAGUAUCAGCAAAGUUUAAUCAUCCGUUUCGGUGAAAAGUUUCUGUGCUAACCACGAAAAUAAGGGCACUUUAAAAUUCAUUAUAAUACGAUUAAGUGAAGGAUGGCUGUCUUUCAAAUGGGUUCGCAUACGCACGCCAUACCCAUGGCAAUGUUUCGGGAUAAUCGUAUCAAGGUGGCCAAUGAACUUCAACGAAGCCACAACUUUGGGAAGGAUUCUGUUCCUAUAGUUGUACUUCAAGGUGGUGAUAACAUUAGCCAUUACGAUACGGACGUUGAUUAUAUUUUCCGCCAGGAAUCGUACUUUACUUAUAUGUUCGGCGUCACUGAACCUGGAUGCUAUGGAACGGUUGAGGUUAAUACAGGACGUGCUGUGCUGUUUGUUCCACGGUUGCCAGAAGAGUACUCAGUGUGGAUGGGACCGCUACUUGGACUCGAUGACUUCCAGCGCAAAUAUGAAGUCGAUGCUGUGUACUACGUUGAUGAAAUCGUGGAUAUAAUUUCUGGUAACCAUCCAUCAGUGCUUUUAGUUUUGAGUGGCCAGAAUACUGAUAGUGGCUCUAUAGCAAAGCCGGCUUCUUUCAAAGGCAUCGAAAGAUUCAUUAUUGAUACUGAAAUUCUUUUUCCUGUUAUUGCCGAAUGCCGAGUCAUCAAGUCUCAGGCAGAGAUCGAGGUGCUGCGCUAUGUAGCGCGCGUAUCUUCUGAUGCCCACAAGGCUGUUAUGAAGGCGAUCAAGCCGGGAAUGUACGAGUACCAGGCGGAGGCAGAAUUUCUUCGCCAUUCGUACGCCGUUGGCGGUUGCCGCCACGUUUCUUAUACCUGCAUCUGUGGCGCAGGUUCUAACUCGGCUAUCUUGCAUUACGGGCACGCCGGAUCGCCAAACGAUUAUGAGAUUCUGGACGGUUCUAUGUGUCUCUUUGACAUGGGCGCGAACUAUGGUGGAUACACUGCCGACAUUACCUGCAGCUUCCCAGCUAACGGAAAGUUUACCAAGGAUCAAAAGCUUAUCUACAAUGCUGUCCUGGCUGCACGUGAUGCAGUCUGCGGGGCUGCCCGGGAGGGUGUUUCUUGGAUCGAUAUGCAUCUGUUAGCCAAUCGCGUCAUGCUAGAGGAGCUACGUAACGGUCAGCUGCUGCAGGGUGAUGUGGGGGAGAUGAUGGAGGCAGGGCUAAAUGCCGUAUUCCAACCGCACGGUCUCGGUCAUUUCCUCGGUCUGGACGUUCACGACGUUGGCGGGUAUUUGCCGGGCUGUCCGGAACGCUCCACACGCCCUGGAGUAAACCGGCUCCGCACGGCCCGAACACUUAAAGCGGGCAUGUACCUCACCAUUGAACCGGGCUGCUACUUUAUUGAACCACUUCUAAACCAGGCGCUAGCUGAUCCAAAAUUGAGCAAGUUCUUGGUGAAGGAAAACCUGAUGCGUUUUCGCAACUUCGGUGGGGUACGCAUCGAGGACGAUGUUCUCAUUACAAAGACCGGCAUCGAAAACUUCACCCUUGUACCGAGAACCGUAGAGGAAAUCGAAGCCUGGAUGGCCAACUGAGUUGUUCGUGUUAUAGGCAGGUCUAUGGAAGCAACCCGUUAGCAAUGGUUUAGGUGUUGGGAAAACUAAUCUUAAAACUGGUGCUCUACCAUAAAAUAAAAAUAAUACACUAUAUGAGUUCAAA
This is a messenger RNA of Anopheles aquasalis, 1913 nucleotides long. It is a transcript of the gene Dip-C, whose product is annotated as dipeptidase C. Gene Ontology annotation, molecular function: metalloaminopeptidase activity; manganese ion binding. NCBI's taxonomy places the organism in Eukaryota, Metazoa, Arthropoda, Insecta, Diptera, Culicidae. The record is from RefSeq and is a predicted model, not a curated record.